AAAACAUUGUCGUCGAUGUCAUCAGUAGUCAGUAGCAAGUCGCCAAACGUAAACAUGCAAGAGGCAGAAUUUGGUUUUAGUAUACUUUUCUUUUUAUUUUCAUUCGGGAUUAUAUAUCCGCCGCAGGAAUUCGAAUCAGUUGGACUUACAAUAAAUAAUGUGUUCAGUUCAUAUCUGGGUAGCAGCGAUAUUGAAUUUAUUCAAUAUCAUUUGCGACGAACAUGUUUAACGCUAUUAAUUCAUUCAAUACUACCGACAUUGUAUGUUGUUUGUUAUUAUCUCAAGUUCGGCGAUAUAAUUGAAUACAAUGCGGAAGUGUUUCCGAUAUUCGUUCUUUGGAAUUUUUUGAUUUUCUUUUUGAUGAUUUUACCGGUAAUUUCGGCUACCGUUAUUUACUACUGGUGUAAGGAUAACUAUGCGAAUCAUCCGCUUGCUCAAAAUCUUCAAAAAUACAGUCGUGAGAAUUGGAUCCAAGCGGCGCGUGAUAUUAAUGCCGAAAACAGACGCGAUAACAAAUUAUGUAUGAAAACGAGUGCGAUUCAUUCAGUUGUUGCAACAGCAAAUUGGAUCAUGAAAGUUUCUUAUUAUAGUGUUUCGGUGGCUCAUCAAAGUGAUACAGCACUCAUAGCUAUUCGAAGUGAUUCACAUGACUUAAGCGAAAUUUCCACGGAGUCGGUACAAUUUGUAAAUAUAAAAGUAAAACCAACUCGUGUCGGCGUAUCCGAAUUUAUAAUUCGUAUAAAUGCAUUGGAUUUUAAGACCCUUCAAGAUCGAAUGAUGCGACCAAUCACAAUUUUGGAUGGUGUAACGUUCAGCAAGACCGUCAUUGAUAGAUUUAUUGAAGUAUUCAAACAACAAGUCCUUUUAAAUCCAACAUACACCACGGAUGAGGUGAUUUUGGAUCUUUGUUUUGCCUGUAUGCAAGCUCGGCCGAAUGUUAAACUCCAAAAGAAAUGUACAAACGAAUUUGGUAAUGACGACACGAAUAACGAGCAUGGAUGCACUAAUUGUUAUUGCCGACCAAUGUGGUGCGUUGACUGUUUAGCAAAAUGGUUUGCAUCGCGACAAGAUCAACAAGAGAAAGAAAUUUGGUUACAACAGAAAUGCAGCUGCCCGAUGUGCAGAGCCAAGUUUUGUAUAUUGGAUGUCUGCUAUGUUGAAUUAAAUAGAUGAAUUCGUAUUUUAAAUGUGUCUGUUCAAGCUCUUGUGGAAUGAACAGAUGUUGUUCGUUUCUCACGAAAUACUUAUUUUGUUUCUGAAAAAUAUAGAAUUUUACACCUUGCUCUAUGAUGAUUGUUUGAAAAAUAUUUGUAAUCCACAUUCAGAUAGAUUUAAAACAAUAACAAAUAUAAUAUAUAAUAAGAACCAACCAAUA
Messenger RNA from Contarinia nasturtii (swede midge), 1375 nucleotides. RefSeq names its product E3 ubiquitin-protein ligase TM129. Gene Ontology annotation, molecular function: ubiquitin protein ligase activity. The transcript has 7 exons. The coding region runs from base 16 to 1173 and encodes 385 amino acids. Lineage: Eukaryota; Metazoa; Arthropoda; Insecta; Diptera; Cecidomyiidae. Gene Ontology annotation, cellular component: membrane; endoplasmic reticulum. Gene Ontology annotation, biological process: protein ubiquitination. The record is from RefSeq and is a predicted model, not a curated record.